GUAGAGGAGCGUCCCAGCGGAAAAGCACGCGGCAGCAAACUCGCCCGACGUGCGCGCUCCUUCAAAGAGGAUUUUCUCGAAAAAUUCUCCCAGAUGCGUUCACCGGGGAUAAAUUCCGGAGGCGUCGGAGGCGGCGGGGGUGGUGGCGGAACCGGUCCUGGUAACACUGGUGGUGUUACUACGCGAGCAGCAUCGCCCUCAUCGCCCCGCACCCCUCGGGAAAAAAACACCCCCAUCGCAAAUGAUACUCUUGAAAAAAAUCCUCUACGUGAUCUUCAUAUACAUGUCAGACAAGUUCAACUGGCUUUACUACAUUUUCGUGAUGUUGUGUCCAAGAAAAAGUUGGAGAUUUCGACUUUGGGCUCAGCCACAAAUCAAGUUUACCAAGCCCUAGCCCAACUUUUGAAACUUUGCGACGACGUGCUGUUGCACGGCGAUCAAUCUGCUCCCUGCCCAGCUUUAGACACGGAGAACGUGACCCAUGUUAUAGGAUUAGUUGAGGAUGCUGUUAAGAAUUUAGUUAGUCUGGCACACGAGAAAAUAACAAAUAGGCAAAAACCAGCACCUAUUACUACCAACAACAGAACGUCAGGUUACGGUACAGAAAUAAAUUCCCAGCGAAAUUCUCUUCCUGACAUACCACUAACUCCACGAGAAAGACAGAUUCUGGAACAAACAGCGGCUUCAAGUACGUUAGUCCGUAGUUCCCACAGCUCUGAGUCAAUCCUAAGGGAUUCUAGUCCACCGCCAAAACCACCGCUUCCAGACAGGACUAAUAUAAGUCUAUCAGAGGAGAACAGUUCUUCAACCCCACCGCCGCUGCCACCAAAGAGAAGAACAAGAGCCCAGCAAUUGCUUGACGAGUCGGAUGGUUUCUUGGCAUCGAGUCUCGACCGGUGUUCAUUAAGAAGUCGCUCCCCGGAGGAUUCCUCAUCGCUGCUCAGUGCGUCUGCAGGAAGUCUAGACUCCGCUUUAAAUCACUCCAGAGACGAGGAUGAAAUCCGCGCUAUUAUGGGGCCUAAUGACGAGUCCUUAAAUGAUAGCAUGGAUUUGAGUCUCAUGGCAACUAUUCACGGACUACAAUUAAACGGAACAAACAAUUGCACCGGGUGGGAUGGAUCUGAGACGAGUAUACCGACUACAAUGCUGUUGGGUCAGCAAACACCUCAAGAGAUACUUGGCCCAUUCACAACUGGCAUUGAAGGAAAAAUGGAAAGACUUUCCACCCAAACACAAGAAUCGGGUUUUGUGUCAAUGCACUCCCAGCGCAGCUCAUCGCAAAGUUACACCACGAGUUCAAGCUUGACAUCUAAAAGAUCUUCUCAACAAAGUAGUGUCAGCUACAAUUCACAGAGUUAUAACUCCUCUAUGGCCCAACACCAGCUCCACCAGCAAAUGUCAUUUUCCCAGCAAAAAAUUUCAGCAGACACAGAGAACUCGAUCGUGACGCACAGAACGACGUCCCAUAGUUCCACAAAAAAUACAGUCACCACCACCACUAUAAGCGGUGAUGCAGACUCGGCUUUGCUUGAAAAACUGGAAAUAGAAGAAUUGGAAUCAAACGGAAUACCACCAGCGUUACCAGAGAAGCGAUCGAAGAAGCGUAAAGAGCGUCUGCCGUCUCAGUACGACAAUGUACCAGAAAAUGAGCACCUGUCAACCUGUAGUUUGCACACAAGCUCGAGUGACAGUCCAGACGCGAGCAAACCGCCGCCUCUGCCCCUCAAGAAACGUCACAUAAUGGCAUACAUGGAAAUGUUUGGAAACUGUUCGCACAGUACGAACGACUUUAUAUCCGGGCUGGGCACGCGACAUUCCGUUGCUGCUUAUAAUUCGAUGCAAGCAGAGUGGCAACAACACGAAAUGUCUCUUACUACGACUCAAUCUUACUCAAGAUCGUCGUCGAGACCAGCGAGUAAUGCGCUCUCCUCUAUUUCCGUCGACGAAAACACCUUAGAGUUGAGGGAUAUUGAUCAAGAUGACGGGAUUCUCGACGAGCUGGACAUUAGUAAAUAUCUAGUCCUUAAAAAGCCAGAAGAAGAUGGCCCUGAUAUUAGGGGUGGCCAUCCUGAUGCUCUGUUAAUUCAUGCGACCAAAGCUAAUAAGCAUGAUUUCCUGUAUCAGGAAGCAUUUUUAACAACAUACAGAACAUUUAUGUCACCAUUGGAGCUUAUACAAAAAUUACACAAACGUCACCAGAGAUUUUCGUGUUCUGGGGACAUUAUUAAGCAACGAGCUGCGCGUGAGGCUUUUUCAUUACUUGUACGAGUUGUCAGUGAUUUAACCAUGUCUGAUUUGGACGACGUUUUACUCCAAACAUUGAUGGAGUUCGUUCAGCAAUUAGUUUGCAGCGGUGAUUUAACGAUGGCAAAGGCGCUGAGAGUGAAAAUCCUUGAAAAACACGCGCUGAAACAAUUGCAAUCAGCGCAACCGAUUUUAUCCUCGUUGAGCGUGUCAACGAAACAAGCGUCGCUACUUGACUUCAAAAGCGAACAAAUAGCCGAGCAAAUGACUUUGCUGGACGCUGAAUUGUUCAUGAAAAUAGAAAUACCUGAAGUAUUAAUCUGGGCGCAGGAACAGAAUGAGGAGCGCAGUCCCAAUUUGACGCGAUUUACCGAACACUUCAACAAAAUGUCUUACUGGGCACGCUCGAGGAUCCUCGAGCACCGGAUGGAGAACGAGGCUAAGGAUCGGGAAAAAUAUGUUGUAAAGUUUAUAAAAAUAAUGAAGCACUUGAGGAAGAUAAAUAAUUUCAAUAGUUAUCUGGCUUUACUGUCGGCUCUUGACAGCGCUCCAAUAAGGCGCUUGGAAUGGCAGAAACAUAUUACAGAGGGUCUUAAGGAAUAUUGUGCUCUGAUUGAUAGUUCUAGCAGCUUUCGGGCUUAUCGACAAGCACUUGCUGAAACUCAACCGCCUUGUAUACCUUAUAUUGAUUUAUUACCAGACGGUACUAUUAAUUUCUCAAAGCGAUGGCAACAAUUUAAUAUUGUUGAGAAUAUGAAGAGGUUUAAAAAAGGAACAUAUUCAUUCAAGAAGAACGAGCGCAUAAUAACAUUCUUCAAUAACUUCAGCGACUUUCUCUGCGAGGAAGCCAUGUGGCAAAUAUCCGAGAGCAUAAAACCGCGGGGCGGAAAAAAACCACAGUCGCAAAACUAA
Cotesia congregata is the source of this 3156-nucleotide messenger RNA. The record is from the annotation of a GenBank genome assembly. Lineage: Eukaryota; Metazoa; Arthropoda; Insecta; Hymenoptera; Braconidae.